GCUGGACUCACCUAGAUCAAAGCUCACCCCGCACCCCUUCUCUUGAAAUUUUCUUCUUCAUCUUCCAUAUUUCUUCUUCCUCAUCCCUUUGAAAGACCCCAAACCCCUAGCUUUUUGACUAUAUUUGUCAAGAAAUGGAUGUGGCUGCAGCUGGUGUGGUAUCAGCUUAUUGUGCUGUUAAAACAUGGCGAAAAUAUUAUUUCACUUCAAAUGCUCUUAAUAAGAUUCGUGAAGCUCCAAAUGCUAAUGUCUCUGAUCUUCGACAACUUCUUGAUAAAGAAGUUGAAACUAGCAAUCGUACUGGUGGUAAACUUGUUGUGGUUAAAGGGAUUGUUGUUGAAGCUCAAAGGAGUGUUGGUGGUGGUUGGGGAAAUAUAAGACCUACUGCACUGGUUUCUAGUGAGGCUGCUGGUGGAACAGCUGUUUUGAUUGAGAAAACUCAGAUGGUGUUAUCUCAGAAGGUUCCUUUUGUGCUUCUUGAUAUUGGUCGAUCCUUAAGCUCCGAUUACCUGUUUGUUAAUAUGGAGGGUUCGAAACAUCCUCUACAUAUUUCAACAGUUUUACAUGAGCUACAACCAGUUCAGGCUUCCCCUUCCACUUUCCUCCAAGCAGUUUUACGCCACCAGUACCCUGUUGGUCUGUUGAAUGAAGAAAAAGUUCUGUCAAUAGGAAAGCAGAUCAGUGCGGUAGGUGUUUGUAGCUUUGGAGUUCCACAAAUCAAAUCAUCACAGGACCUCCCGUAUUUCUUAACUGAGUUGACCAAGGAUCAGCUUGUGGAGGAUCUGGCCUAUUCGAAAAAUUGUUUAUUCUGGUGUGGACUUGCUCUAGGAUCACUGUCAAUUGGCUUGCUAGGCUAUGCUACCAUGAGGGGCUGGAGAAGAUGGAAAGAAAUGAAGAAGCAAUGGAGAGCUAAAGCCUCUAAUGUAGCAGAAGCCAUAGCUGCAGUAGCAGUAACAGCAGCUGCUGGACUAGCAAUAGCAGUAAUAGCUACAGAAUUUCUGGAUGAUGAAAUAGGGGGUGAAGUUCCGGACAGGGAAUUAUGUGCAAUCUGUCUAAGUCGGAGAAGGGGAACCGGAACCCUUUAUGGUCCUUGUGGGCAUAUUCUUUCUUGCAAAAUAUGUGCCCCUUCAGCGGACGAACAACAAUCAUCACCAAGCCACACACUCGCUCUUCAUGAACUAGAUGGGAUGACUGUUGGUGAUGUUGAAGAGGAGACAUCAAUUUCCAAUUAAGAGGCAGUGGACUAUGGCUAUGAGUAAGCAAAUAUUGAAACCAAAGCAUUCUAGUAGACUGGGACUGUUGUCAGUUUUAGUUUUUAAUUUGUAGCACUGUUUUUAAGUUUAAGCUUCAGAGAGACUGGACUGCUGCGUUGUUGCUUUUUAGUUUGUGAAACUUAAAAAUAGUAAAUAACUUAAGUAGCGCAGACUGCUUGCGUUAAGUUCUUGAAUGUUGAUGUACAAGUCUACAAUGACAAAACUUAAGUAUUCUUGAUUUCCAUCUCA
Papaver somniferum (opium poppy) is the source of this 1502-nucleotide messenger RNA. Its product is annotated as E3 ubiquitin-protein ligase SPL2-like. NCBI's taxonomy places the organism in Eukaryota, Viridiplantae, Streptophyta, Magnoliopsida, Ranunculales, Papaveraceae. Gene Ontology annotation, molecular function: ubiquitin-protein transferase activity. Gene Ontology annotation, biological process: protein ubiquitination; organelle organization. The record is from RefSeq and is a predicted model, not a curated record. The transcript has 6 exons. The coding region runs from base 135 to 1232 and encodes 365 amino acids.